UUCUGACCAUUGAUUCCUAAUCCUUUUUCUUUCUAUAAAUAGGAAUAUCUCAUCCACUUUACUCCCUUUUUGCUCACUUUUUUGGACCAAGAACACCAAAUUAACAAAGAAAAAAUAGUGGGUUUUGAGAAAUUUAUGUCGGCAAGGUUUCAUUUAGCUGUGAUCGAAUUUGGAGCACCAUUAAAGCUCUGGUUUUCAGUUUCUUCACUUUUCUUGGUUGUCUGCGUGCAAUUUUCCCCAAUUUUAUCGAUGGGUUUGAGGCCCAAAAGGAAUUGUUCUGGAGCUGUAUUUUUUGAGGGAUUUCAUAUAAAGCAAUUUUUACAUCUUAUUUUGCUGUUGAGAACGCCACUUACUUGAUACAAAAAGUGUAAUCUUUACAACUUUUUCCCUGUUUUUUCCUUUUAUUUUUUAGAAAUUUUGAAUUUUCCUUUUUUAAAGAACAAAUUUUUGCUAAUAUUGAGGUUAUGCUUAAGCCUUUGUCAUCAAAAUUUGAGAAUCUUGGUAGAAACAUGAAGAACAAAGUUGAUACAAACAGAUUAGUGAGGAAAAUUAGGAUUGUUUGUAAUGAUCCUGAUGCUACUGAUGAUUCCUCGGAUGAUGAGAGGAUCGAUGAUUCGAGGUAUAAGCGUUUCGUUAGAGAGAUUAAGUUGCAGAUUGGCAACUCUUUUAAUCUUACAAAAGCCUCUGAGACUGAAUGUUCAUUUCAAGAUAGUAACAAUGGAGAGAAAAAAACAAAGAAAGAGGGUUUAGUUAAACCCCUGAUUCAACCAAGGCCAGCAGGGGGUUUAUUAUCGAAAUACAAAGGUGUUCGUCAACGAAAAUGGGGAAAAUGGGCUGCUGAAAUUCGUGAUCCGUUUAAAGGCAGACGGGUUUGGUUGGGUACUUAUAAUACUGCUGUGGAAGCUUCUCGAGCUUACGAAUUGAAACGUCUUGAAUUUGAAACUAGGGCGAAGAAUAGUAGCACAAAUGUGUCCAAGGUGAGUUCUGGUUCAAUGGUCUCUGAGUACCAAAAUCAAAGCCAAAAUGUUGCUAGUGGUGUCUCAGAGGACUAUGCAGAAAGCUCGGUAUCACGUACUUCACACUCCUUGUCAUCAUCAUCAGUUCUUGAAUUGGAUACUUUAACUUCUGUAUCCGCGUCUGCUCCAAUUUUAAGACUUAAUGGCCUAAACAAUAAUGAAAAGGCGAGCAAUGUUACGCCUUUGGAGGCUAAUGUUGUUGAACAAAAAGUACCUGAGUUGGCUAUAAUGGAGGAAACUCUACCUCUGUCUCAAAUUGGAGAAAGUAUGGACCUUGAUUUGGAGCUCGAGUCGUUCCUCAUUGGCGCUGAUGAUUUCAAUCAGCAUUUGGAUGAGUUUGUUGUCAAUGAUUUUGAGGACCCUCCGGUUUGUCUAAUCGAGGGUGAUGAGCAAUUGCCUACUGGUUUGCCUGAUUUUGAUGACUUCAAUUUCGAUGGCUACAAUGAAUCCUUUUCUUGGAUGGAUGAUGCUCCACGGACGAAUGGAACACCCCUCAAUAUAGCAUGCCCAUAAUUUUGCAGCUAGGUGAUGAGUUUAUGUUUUGGUAGUAUUAGUACUAAGCGUCAAAAGAGUUGUCUGUCUCAAGAAUCAGUUAACUAGAUGCUCGAGACUGUGAUUUUCCUUAAUCGAGUUCUACUUGUUUGUUAGUUCUAAGAAGUUAUCGAGUCAAGGGGAUGUUUUUGUCGUUUUCAAAGAAAUUGCUAGUCCCUUUGGGUUUUCCCGUGCUCUUAUGAGCCGUCCAAAGGGCUUCAAUCUCAAUGUGCUUAGUCUUCGAGUGUUUGUUGCCUGAUGAAAGGGCUUCAAACGACUGUCAUUUUAUUCCCUAUUAUGCAUCUUUUUUUGAACUAUGUUAUCUAUGAUGAGUAUGAUAUGAUAUCUCUCAAAGACCUUUUUAAGACAGCUCUUUAGUUUUGUCUAUACUUCUCCUUAUUGAUUCCCAUAGUAAAUUUAUCUGUU
This is a messenger RNA of Solanum verrucosum, 1973 nucleotides long. Its product is annotated as ethylene-responsive transcription factor ERF119-like. Bases 465 to 1529 code for a protein of 354 amino acids. Lineage: Eukaryota; Viridiplantae; Streptophyta; Magnoliopsida; Solanales; Solanaceae. The transcript is spliced from 2 exons. Gene Ontology annotation, molecular function: DNA binding; DNA-binding transcription factor activity. The record is from RefSeq and is a predicted model, not a curated record. Gene Ontology annotation, biological process: regulation of DNA-templated transcription.